Molecule: messenger RNA, 1104 nt
Organism: Cladocopium goreaui
Lineage: Eukaryota; Dinophyceae; Suessiales; Symbiodiniaceae
Source: the annotation of a GenBank genome assembly
AUGGCGAGUGCUGUCAACGAGAGCGCGGAAGUCAACGUGAGCGUUCUGAAUUUGGCAGGGGACGUUGUGGCUACCUGGCGCGGAGCCGUGGAGACAUCCAUCCAGACGGUGAAGAGAGAAGUGGCCAAGAGAGGCGGACCUCCACCGGCCUGUCAAGUCUUAAGUCUCGAGGAAAAUCACUUGAAGGAUGAGGAAACCUUUCGAGAUUUGAAGUGCACAGGAGAUCUGACUCUCACCCUGGUAACCACCGGUGGGCUGAACGUUUGGAAACUCAUCAACACCUUGAUGGACCCCAAAGGAGGGCCCGAAUACCUUCAAGACAUUGCAGAAGAGGAUCUCCUUCGCCUUUGCGAGUUGUCAUCGCGAGUCUUUCUGUCAGAAGCUCCAGUGCUACACGUCCCCGACGGCGUCGUGGUCUUUGGCUCCUUGAGUGGUGAAUUCCACCAACUGCGCCAUAUCUUUGCCACGUGUGGUGAUGUGUUGACCACACGCUAUGUGGGCUUGGGCAAUUACUGCAACAGGGGGGAGCACGGCAUUGAGACUUUGGGUUUGCUGUUCUCGUACAAAUGUAUGUUCCCUGAGAAUUUCAUUCUCUUGCGUGGCAAACAUGUCUGUGUGGUCCAAAAUCGGGUCCUUUGCGUCUGUUCGGGGCUCUCUUGUGAACAUGGUUUUGAUUUCUUGCAACGCCUCGAACGGCCCACGGACAUUCCGGACGAAGGAUUCUUGUGCGAUCUACUUUGGGCUGAGCCGGACCUCCACAUCGCAGGCUUCUCGGACAGCAUCCGAGAUGGCAACAAGUUUGGGCCGGACGUGGUGCAGAACUUCCUGCGAGCGAACAACUUUGAGAUGAUGUGUCGAACUGCUGUGGUGGAUGAAGGCUUCGAAUGGUUUGGAGAUACCAAGUUGGUCACCAUCAUCAGCGUUGCCAACUACGCGGGAGAAUUCAACAACAAGGGGGCUGUCAUGUUGAUCGACGACAACGGCAAUGCGACCUUCUCCGUUUUCGAGUCUGGAGCAGCUCCAAAAGCUCCACGGCAGCGCUCGUUGUCACCAUCAUCAGCUCCAGCAGCUCUAGCUCCGCUUGCCAAAGAUGCGGCGGGAUAG